UACACGGCACAAGCGAAGGCAGCGUAGCCGCCCCCAUCAAAAAAGAAAAGAAAAGAAAAUUCCUGUCGACUAUUAGUGCUCCUUAAUCUCGAUUUAUUACUCUUAAUCACUUUCAUUAAGAGAGAGAGAGGAUGGGUAUCGUACGGACGGCGGAGAGCCGCAGGGCGGAGCUGGAGGAGUUCCAUCGCAUGCUUCUCCAGACCGUCGGCCUUAACGGCAGGAGCAGCGGAAAAAAGGUGUCAGAUGACGGGCCCCUUCACGAGGUUGAAGGAGGAGAGAGGCUGGUUUGCGUCACCAGCGGCGUAUCGUACCUCGGUUUUGCUAUCGUGAACCGGCUCUUGAGUCGGGGGUACUCGGUUCGUCUCGCUCUGGAGAACGAAGAUGAUUUAGAGAAGCUGAGAGAGAUGGAGAUGUUUGGGGAGAGGGGCCAUCAUCGAGUGUCGGCCGUGAUGGUGAAACUGACAGAAUUGGAAAGCUUAUGUGAGGCCUUCGACGGCUGUCGUGGAGUAUUUCACACCUCUUGUUUUGCUGAUCCCAGCGGCAUCUCAGGCUAUACGAAAUGGAUGGCUGAGAUGGAACAUCGAGCAUCGCAGACGGUGAUCGAGGCAUGCGCGCGGACCCCUUCGGUCACGAAAUGUGUGUUCACAUCUUCCCUUCUGGCCUGCAUUUGGCGAAGCGAUCCGGUCGUUGAUCUCCCCCCAAUUCUCGAUGAAAGCUGUUGGAGUGAUGAAAGCUUCUGCCGACAGAAGAAGCUAUGGUUUGCGUUGGGUAAGACGAUGGCGGAGAAAGGCGCAUGGAACGUGGCACGUGACAGAGACGUUCAACUGGCGACCAUUUGUCCGGCCCUGAUCACAGGUCCCGAAUUUUACGAGAGAAAUUCCACACCGUCCAUUGCCUACCUCAAAGGGGCUCAAGAGAUGUACAUACGUGGCCUACUGGCUACCGUCGAUGUUAGCAGUGUGGCCCGGGCGCACAUCUGCGUGUAUGAGGAGACAGGCAGCGGGGCAUCUGGGAGGUACAUUUGUUUCGACCGUGUGAUCGAUCGAGAUGAAGAAGCAGCAGAGCUGGGCCAUCAGAUGAGGAUGCCAGACUUGAUAGGCGGUGACAUCACUGCCGACGUUCCUGUUAGGUUCGAGUUGUGCAAUAGGAAGCUGUCUAGAUUAGUGUUGAGACGGUUGCAAUGCUCUGAAGAUGCAGACUCGGGUCUGUGUUGAACCGGUAUGUAUGAAAAUUGUAGUAGAGACCCUUAAAAGGGUAGAGAUGUAGUAGAAUAUGUUUUUGUUUUUGUUUUUGUUUUAAUUGUGCAUUUGGGGUGGCCAUGGGCUGGACCCUGGCAGACCAGACCAGGUAGCCUAACCCUCAGGGACAGUGAUGGGUUGGGGCUUGAAAUCUAGGCCCAGCAUCCAGGCAAAUGAUGAACGCCCUGGUCCAGUCGUCAAGUUCGCAACCAUUAUGAAAAAGAAUGAAAUGGCUUAAGAGACUUAUGAGUGGCUCC
Magnolia sinica is the source of this 1495-nucleotide messenger RNA. RefSeq names its product cinnamoyl-CoA reductase-like SNL6. The record is from RefSeq and is a predicted model, not a curated record. The coding region runs from base 132 to 1214 and encodes 360 amino acids. The transcript has 5 exons. Lineage: Eukaryota; Viridiplantae; Streptophyta; Magnoliopsida; Magnoliales; Magnoliaceae. Gene Ontology annotation, biological process: steroid biosynthetic process. Gene Ontology annotation, molecular function: 3-beta-hydroxy-Delta5-steroid dehydrogenase (NAD+) activity.